UCUCUGCUCUGAUUCUUCCCUACACGCAGGAAGCAGCUUCACAUACAGGUGGACCGACUCCGGGCUACUUUUAUAACAGAUCUUACAGGAUGAACAAUGACUACACUGAGGUCAGUCCCUCUGAUCCCUCCAUCGACACCUACACCACCCCGCUGUUCGCCGUGAAGGCCGAGAUCGGCUACCAGCACAAGAAGCGUCGCUACGUCCGCAAAGAUGGCAACUGCAAUGUCCUGUUCCGCCAUGUCCCUGAGGAGUGGCUCAUGUACGUCACCGACAUCUUUACUACGCUGGUGGAGAUCAGGUGGAGGGUUAUGUUCCUCAUCUUCACCCUCUCUUACAUUCUCUCCUGGCUCUUCUUCGGCAUCCUCUACUGGUUGAUCGCCCUGGCUAAUGGCGACAUGAAGGACCCUACCAACGCCCCUUGUAUGUACGAGGUGAGGGACUUCACUGCGGCUUUCCUAUUCUCAUUGGAGACCCAGACCUCGAUCGGUUACGGUUUUAGAGGGAUGUCGGAGAACUGCAUGGUGGCAAUCAUCGUCGUGACCGUGCAGGAUGUCAUCAGCUGUUUUAUUGAUACAUUUGUCAUCGGUAUCGCUGUGGCGGAGAUGGCAUCGACACGGAAACUGACGCAGACGGUAGGCUUCAGCAACUGCGCUGUCAUCAACCUGCGAAACGGACGUUUGUGCCUGUCAUGGAGGAUCGGGGACUUCCGCCGGCACCACAUGGUGGAGGGGACGGCUCGUGCCCAAAUCUUCCGCCCCACCAUGCAUGCCACGGGGAGGGUGGACGUCAACUACAAGGACCUGGAAAUCAAACAGAGUGAUAUCCUUUUAGCCAUACCAACCACCAUCUUCCACAUUAUUGAGCCCAGUAGUCCACUCUACCGCAUGAGCCUGGAGGAUCUUCGGAAAGACGAUUUUGAGCUUGUGGUGUCCUUCACCUACACGGAUGACUCGACGGGCAUCCUGCGCCAGACUCGCACCUCCUACACACCCGACGAGAUCCAUUGGGGACAGCUGUUCCAAGAGAUGCUGAAUGUAAACCUGGAGUACUACAAGGUAAACUAUUCCAUGUUCCACCACAUUGCUAAGGUCCUGGUUCCGGAGGUCAGUGCUGAGGAGUACGAUCAAAUAAAGCUUCGGCGUUCCCCACGUCACUCCCCGCGCCCCAAGCGCCCGAGCAUGGAUGGCACACCCCCGAUGGUGACUGUGGAACUGGUCAAAGGCACCACAGAACCUGAGGUACAGGCAGCCACGGUUGCUACUAUCGCAGCAGUUUGUGAGGACCACGGACAUUUGUGUCUUCCAAGGAACCCCAUUCUGACGUAGGAUGUUCUGCUGACAUGGCGAUACCAACACAAUUUCAUUGUAACUGGCCAAUGGCCAUUCAGAAACAUGGCCAUUGCAGUCUGCCUUUACUAUUGUCCAGACUCAGCUCUGUAAGCUGAAGUUGCUUUUAAAUGCUGAAAAGAUAAAGUAUUGUUUUUCCAACUAACAAGUACUUGGGUUUCUUGAUAGAUGAGUGUCUCACCUUUAAACCCCACAUCAUAGGUCAUGUACUUGGGUUUCUUGAUAGAUGAGUGUCUCACCCGUUAAACAUCGUAGGUCUUGUGAAAAAGCUUAAGCUCAAGUUGAGUUUAUAUUGUAUGCCCCUGUGAUGUCAUUACAUAUGCUGGACACUGUGUACCAUGGGGCGUUCAGGUUUGUUACUAACUCCAAAGCCCUCACUCAUCACUGUACCCUCUUUUUGAGAGUGGGCUGGUCUUCCUUAGCACUUCAGAGAUGAAGUCAUUGGUACAUUUUUAUUUAUAAUGCCACUGGCAUUAAACAAAGCAUGUGUGUCCAUGUAUGCUGAUGAUUCAACCAUAUACACAUC
This is a messenger RNA of Coregonus clupeaformis (lake whitefish), 1875 nucleotides long. Its product is annotated as inward rectifier potassium channel 16-like. Bases 90 to 1328 code for a protein of 412 amino acids. Gene Ontology annotation, cellular component: plasma membrane. Gene Ontology annotation, biological process: regulation of monoatomic ion transmembrane transport; potassium ion import across plasma membrane. Lineage: Eukaryota; Metazoa; Chordata; Actinopteri; Salmoniformes; Salmonidae. Gene Ontology annotation, molecular function: inward rectifier potassium channel activity. The record is from RefSeq and is a predicted model, not a curated record. The transcript has 2 exons.